Messenger RNA from Hippocampus comes (tiger tail seahorse), 1570 nucleotides. It is a transcript of the gene sar1b, whose product is annotated as secretion associated, Ras related GTPase 1B. Gene Ontology annotation, biological process: intracellular protein transport. Bases 211 to 807 code for a protein of 198 amino acids. Gene Ontology annotation, molecular function: GTPase activity; GTP binding. The record is from RefSeq and is a predicted model, not a curated record. NCBI's taxonomy places the organism in Eukaryota, Metazoa, Chordata, Actinopteri, Syngnathiformes, Syngnathidae. The transcript is spliced from 7 exons.
AGAAACAGAAGAAGCCAUUGCGGUGUCGUGGCUCAGUUAACAACACGAAAAAAAAAAAACGGGGGAGACAGGCGAGCGAUCGAAAGAGCGAGCUGGCUGUCAGCGGGAUCACAUCGCAUUUUUCCCCAAGCCACAUUCACAUGAGCAGACAAGUCAACGUAUUCGGCAGACGAAUCCACGCCUGAAGAACGAGAUUGAACAGCUCCAAAUAUGUCAUUCAUAUUUGAUUGGAUUUAUAGCGGGUUCAAUAGUGUACUACAGUUUUUAGGACUGUACAAGAAGUCGGGCAAGCUCGUGUUCCUCGGCCUGGACAAUGCCGGCAAAACCACGCUACUGCACAUGCUCAAAGACGACAGACUGGGACAGCACGUGCCCACUUUACAUCCCACCUCAGAAGAGCUGACGAUUGCCGGCAUGACGUUCACCACGUUUGACCUUGGAGGCCACGCGCAAGCCCGCAGAGUGUGGAAACACUACCUCCCUGCCAUCAACGGCAUCGUUUUCCUCGUGGACUGCGCCGACGGCUUCAGAUUGGCAGAAUCCAAAGCGGAGCUUGAUGGUUUGAUGACGGACGAGACCAUCGGGAACGUGCCCAUCCUCAUCCUGGGCAACAAGAUCGACCGGCCGGAGGCCAUCAGUGAGGAGCAGCUGAGGGAAAUGUUUGGACUGUACGGCCAGACGACGGGCAAGGGCAACAUCCCGCUGAAGGAGCUGAACACGAGACCCCUGGAGGUGUUUAUGUGCACCGUGCUGAAGCGCCAAGGAUAUGGAGAGGGAUUCCGCUGGCUCUCGCAGUACAUCGACUGAAGGCGGCGCCACCUGCCGCACCCUCACCGCAACUACAACAAACAGAAAGAGCAGCGGCGGCGGCGGCGGGCGUGACCGCCCACCCACCACCAAGACGACGAUGACAACAACUCGAUCCCAAUAGACUUUUAUUGGUUCUUUGGGUUCUGCACUUACACAACCACACAUUCGUUUGUCCCUCUCUAUAGCGCAAAGUGGACAACUCCCCCCCCCCCCUUCCAUACACCGGCAUCCAUUUGUUCUAUACAUGGCAUUUCUAUUCAAUCAUGUUUUUUGUUUACUUUUAUGACAGCAUCAAUAAAUGGAAAGGACCAACACCCCUCCUUGCCUUGCUCACACUGAGAGAAAAAAAAAAUCCCAAUUCGCUUUUCUUUAAUAUAUAUUUUGAUAUUAAAAAAAGUAGCGCAAUAGCUCAAUAUUACAAAUGUAUGAAAUGUACACCAAAAUGGUACAUGGACGUUGUAUCCUUUAUGUUCGUUACAUUAUGCAUGCCUUGUUCUGUUUCAGUUGUAAACCCCCCCCCCCCCUUUUUUUUUUUUUUUUUAAGAUUACGGUUAGAAAAGUAGGAGGAAGAUGCCAUUUUGAGGGCGGGGGGGAUAUUAGCACACAUGUCCAGUUCCCUUGUGUCUCUCUUCAUUCCAGCAGCAGCAGGCGGCGACUGCAUUCCAAAAGCAAGGCUGGUGGUAGUGGUGGCGGCGGCGGCGGUGUGGUUUGCAUCAUAAACGUGUAAGAAGAAGAAAUGAUAAUAAAUGUUUGCAAUGAA